This is a messenger RNA of Apis mellifera (honey bee), 2937 nucleotides long. RefSeq names its product neuroguidin-A-like. Bases 97 to 1005 code for a protein of 302 amino acids. Gene Ontology annotation, cellular component: small-subunit processome; nucleolus. NCBI's taxonomy places the organism in Eukaryota, Metazoa, Arthropoda, Insecta, Hymenoptera, Apidae. The record is from RefSeq and is marked inferred. Gene Ontology annotation, biological process: maturation of SSU-rRNA from tricistronic rRNA transcript (SSU-rRNA, 5.8S rRNA, LSU-rRNA). The transcript has 4 exons.
CCGAAAAGGAAAAUAUCGUCCCACGUGGGGACUCGUUUAAUUACAAGUUACGUUAUUUAGAUAUGCAUCUGUUCGGUUAAUUUUUAUUUCAGAACAAUGGUACAAGCAAUUGAUGAAAUGGAACAAAGAGAUCUUCCACAGGCAUUUCGCUUGCUUGGGGAAAUGAAUGCUAAUGUCCUACAAGUUAAUCAACUUGUAGACAAUAUGUUAGUCCGUGUCAAAAAUGGAGAAAUUUCUACAGAUAAAGGUCUUAGUUUUUUAGAAAUGAAAUAUCAUAUGUUACUCUCUUAUUUGAUUAAUUUAACUUAUGUGGUUUUGAGAAAAUGUUCUGGAGAACGUAUAGAAGGAGAUCCAUCAAUUGAUCGUUUAAUUGAAAUAAGAACUGUCCUAGAAAAAAUCCGACCAAUAGAUCACAAAUUAAAAUAUCAAAUAGAUAAACUUGUUAAGACUGCUGUAACUGGUACUAUUAACAAUGAUGAUCCAACUAAUUUUAAAGCAAACCCAGAUGCAUUUGAUAGUAAUGAUGAAGAAUCUGAUAGUGAUCAAGAUAAAGUAGAUGGUUUCAAAUCAAUACAGGCAAGAAAAUCUAAUAUUUAUGUACCACCAAAACUUGCUGCAGUACAUUAUGAUGGAGAUGAAACAGUUACUGAAAAAAUUCGUAAAGCAGGAGAAAGAGCUCGUAGACGUGCAAUAUCAGGUGCUGUUUUAAGAGAAUUAAAAGAAGAAUAUUUAGAUGCUCCUAUUGAAGAUAAACAUGGUUUAGCAGAAAAGCAAGCUAGUCUAGGUCGAGAAAAUAAGCGGAAGAUAGAAUAUGAAGAAAAUUAUAUGACGCGUUUACCUGUUACUAAACAAGAAAAGCAUAGACGUCAUCAAAUAACAACUCUUGGUACACUUGGAGAAGAAAUUACAACUUUUGGAGAAUCAUCUUCAGUAUCUGCUAAAAAGAGAAAAGCUCAGAAAAAAGGCAAAGCUAAAAAAAGUUUCAAGAAAAAACGGCAUCAUUAAAUCGAGUUUAUAAAAAUUUAAAAAGCUGAAUUUCGUACAGCAUUAAUAAUUAAGGUAAAAUGCAAAUUUACUUCAAUUCUUCUUGACAAAUGCAGAUGCCAUAAUACUCGUUAAUAAGUUAAGAUAAUAACUCAUAAACAACUAGUUAUAAAAAAAAAACAAUCGUCGACGGUGAAAUAAAAUAGCACGAUGGUAAUUUAUUACUACAUAAGACAUACUAAUGGUGUAAUAAUUGAUAAUUAUAGUUAAUAAUGAUUUUAAUCUUUAAUUGUUGUCUAAAAUCAAUUUUUAUCUAUGGGGUUGAAAUAUUCCAUAAGUCACAAAAAAUUUUCUGACGAUAUUAAGUAUAUGAAAAAAUGUCAAAGUACAUACGAGCUUAACUUAUAAAAAAAAUGUGUAUAAUUGUGACAAUUAAUCAAAUAAUGGAUUUCGGCUCCAGGAUUUAAAAUUGCAAGUUAAACGUACAAGUUGAAAGCAGAAAAAUUUUCUGCUUUAUUUUAAGAUAUUCUGCUAUAGAUGAGAAAACCAAUAACAUAGCAGGAAGGAUGAUAUUGAAUUAAUUGUUACAAAAGCGUAAAAAUCACAAGACAUUCAAUGCAAGAAUUAGAAAAUUCAAGUUUAACAGAAAAUGAUUUUAGAAAUUGCAAGUAUUCUGCAACUUCUAAAAAUAUUGUUCAUCGUGCGAUAUCGCGUGUCUUAGGAUUUUCUCGCUAUUUUAGAGUAGAAUGUAGUAGUUAAUAGUUUUACUAUUAUAUGUAUGUUUCGUUUGUGUUUUUCCCCUGGUAAACUGUUGAGGCUAUUAUAUCUUGAAUAUAUAAGUCAUCAUUUAUGUUAAGUUUAAUUUUUUAUAAUGUGUUUAUGCAUUGUAUUUGUUAUUUUAAUUAGAUUGAUUUGAUUAAGUUGUUAAACUUAUAUUAAAAGUAAUAUAAGGAUAACACGAAUGUGUCAAAAUUCAAAAUUGAUAUUGUCAAUUUCUCGAUUUCUAUUUAGGUUUACUGUAUUUAGUUUUUUAGAGAGAGGGUAUGUGUGAUAUUAAAAGAAAAACUAAUAUACGAAGACUAGAGCGAAAAUCACUUCUGCAAUAGAAUAGAAUUUAUACAAUCAAAUUAUAAGAAAUAUCCAUAUCUUGUGCUUAAAUAGAUUUCAUUUUUUAAGUAUUAGAUGUAACUUUGGGUAUUUUUUUAAACCCAAAACUAAUGUUUCCUUUUAAAGUAAAGGAAUCGAGUAAUGAUAUCAAAUGCAUUUAAUAUAAAUUAUUACAUGGAUAUUUGUAUCCAGUAAUUGUUCCUGCAGAAGUGAUACGCAUUACCUUCAAAAAUACUAAUUCGUUAUAUGCUAACCAAGGGCUCAACCAUCCAUAGAUGUUAUAUUUUUUACAAAAGUGUUCAUAGAUUGAGCCAACUUGGUAAUGCAUGAUGUUACAUAUGCCCUCUCUUUUUCAAUCUGUGAAGACGAUUAAAAUGUGAUAAAUUAUUCAUGGAAUAAUAGUUAAAGAAACUAACAGAAUAGCACAAUUGCUGGGCAUUAUUUACAAGUGCUAGCAAGCCUAAUGUCAGCAGCCUUGUCGUAUUUGGUAAUGAAGUUGGAAUACUGAAUAGCGGGAAGAUUUUGAUUAAUAAUGAAGGUAUACUUAAAAAAUCUCAUGCUCGUUUAAUGUACGGCAUGCACGAAAUAAUUAAUGCAAAAUUACAAUUGGUUUCAAAAUUUGCCCGACAUUUAGUUUUCUCAUACUUUAAACAUAGAUGAUAAUUUUUGAAGCACACUUACAACUGAAAUAACUGUAAGUCCAAAAUACUAAGUCGUGUGUGAGUGUGUGUGUAUAUUUAUAUAUACAUAUAUAAAUAAUAUAUAUUCAUCAUUUUUACUUUCUAAACUGUUUAUAAAUACUCAUUGAAAAAUAUCAUGCUGUUUGCAAUAGAUAAAAGAGAUUUG